AUGUCGACCGCGAACUUCAGAGUCACCGAGCACAUCAUCCCCGCGUGUUAUGUUCGGGAGUAUGCGGGCAGUACCUUGGACCAAGAAGAUGUCCUGCAUCUCCACAUCAAGCAAUACACGCCUCGCCAUCUACCCGAUCCCGUCCCGGCUGAUGCUGUCACCAUCAUAGCCGUUCAUGCUGUGGGCUUCCCCAAGGAGCUUUACGAGCCACUCUGGGACGAGCUUCUCGCACGGUCCGCUCAUUCCAACUUUCACAUCCGCGGUAUCUGGAUAGCGGACGUUGCCAACAUGGGCAUGAGUGGAGUAAUCAACGAAGAUAAACUUAGCAUGGACUGCUCAUGGAUGGACCAUCCCCGCGACCUUCUCCUGAUGAUCAACCACUUCCGCGACCAGAUGCCCCGACCGCUAGUAGGGGUGGGCCACAGCUUCGGAGGUACCAUCAUUACGAAUCUGGCACUGAUGCACCCUCGUCUACUAACCUCAGUCAUCCUCUUCGACCCGGUAAUUCAACGAUUGCCGCCCAAGAUGGGCUUUGGCGCUGAUCCGCCCGGUCCUGUCAACUUUGCCUUGUGGCGUGAUGACGUCUGGCCAAAUAGGGCCGCCGCUGCUGCAGGCUACAAGAAAGUGUUCAAGAAAUGGGAUCCCCGUUGUCUCGAACUAAUGGUACAGUAUGGGUUCCGGGACCUGCCCACGGCCCUGCAUCCCGACCUGCCCGACAAUGUAGACGCUGCCGACCCGCCUGUCACGCUGACCACAUCCAAGUAUCAUGAUGUGCUGGGCCAAAUCCGGGAACGCUUCCACGCUGGAAUGACAGAUGGCCAGGUUCAGUUGGAUCGCUCAACCCAUGCGGAUGUGGACCCCUCUGUGGCUGUUCUUCCGGUGUAUCGGCCCGAACCACCCAGUACAUUCCACAAGUUGCCAUCAUUACGACCGUCGGCCCUCUUCCUGCUUGGCGAAGUGAGUUAUUUGAAUCUCAAAGAUCUUCGGGAAGGAAUCAAGAGCUGUGGUCAAGGGGUUGGGGGCAGCGGGGGGAAAGACAAGGUCAAGCAAGUUACUCUACCCAAACAAGGCCACUUCUUCGCCUUUGAGGUGGUGGGAGAGACAGCCGGCCAUUGUGCCAGCUGGUUAGAUGAGGUUAUGCGCGGAUACCGCGACACUGAGCGGGAGUGGAAGGAAAAGAGACAGAAGAUGGCUAAACGCGAUCAUUUGGUGCUGAAUGAAGAAUGGCGCAGGGUGAUCAAGUCUCCCAGUUCAUUCCGCGCGGCCAAGUCACGGGAAAGCAAACUAUGA
Aspergillus luchuensis is the source of this 1290-nucleotide messenger RNA. Its product is annotated as alpha/beta hydrolase. The transcript is spliced from 4 exons. The record is from RefSeq and is a predicted model, not a curated record. NCBI's taxonomy places the organism in Eukaryota, Fungi, Ascomycota, Eurotiomycetes, Eurotiales, Aspergillaceae. Bases 1 to 1290 code for a protein of 429 amino acids.